Necator americanus (New World hookworm) is the source of this 663-nucleotide messenger RNA. RefSeq lists its product as uncharacterized. NCBI's taxonomy places the organism in Eukaryota, Metazoa, Nematoda, Chromadorea, Rhabditida, Ancylostomatidae. Bases 1 to 663 code for a protein of 220 amino acids. The record is from RefSeq and is a predicted model, not a curated record. The transcript has 2 exons.
AUGCUCAACGAAUUUAACGAAACAGGGAAGAGAAUAGGACUGCGAAUAAACAGAAAAAAGACACAGUUCAUCAACAACGCCUACUGCGAGGACGGAGGAGUACAAUUUGAAGGCUCCCAAAUCGUGGAAACUUUGUCAUACGUAUACCUCGGGCGUUCUAUGAACAUGGAAAACGACUUGAAAGUAGAACUGAAUAGAAGCAUGAGAGCAGCAUGCGCAGCAUUCGCAGCCGUCAGGGAAGCUACGGACCAACUGACGGACCAAGAUCUUCGUGCCCAUCUGUUCGACUCGACAGUUCUUCCAGCGCUCUGUUACGCAGCGGGGACAGCCCUUGAGAGAUGUCUUCUGAAGUUUAACCGACGCACACAACACCUAGCCGGUCUUCGCAGCUCUGACUCAAGAGGAAUGUCCCGUCUUCGCGACCCAGCGGAAUAUGUAUGGAAAGCAAAACAUAGAUGGGCCGGUCACAUCAUGAGAAGAAUCGACGAUAGAUGGACUAAAAGAACGCUAGAGUGGAUCCCAAGGGACGCUAAGUGCCCCCGAGGGAGACCGCCAACGAGAUGGGGUGACGUGUUCGCUACACGGAUGGACCAGCUGAGAGCUCAGCUGGAUAAGGCUCAAGGACCUCGUCAACGUCGGUCACGAAGCUUGAGAACAUCUUAG